Messenger RNA from Lottia gigantea (owl limpet), 327 nucleotides. RefSeq lists its product as hypothetical. The annotation marks the transcript as partial. The transcript has a single exon. The record is from RefSeq and is a predicted model, not a curated record. Lineage: Eukaryota; Metazoa; Mollusca; Gastropoda; Lottiidae. Gene Ontology annotation, molecular function: cysteine-type deubiquitinase activity.
AUGGAAGCGGGCGCCUCACUACCUACACCGUUACCGUCAUCUAAUUCUCCAGAACCCACAACACAAAAAGGCAUCGUGGAGCAGUUACUUGAUAGAAAGUUGUCGGAGGGUGACUUCUGGUAUGUGGUGGUAGCCGAAUGGUUGGAACACCUUAAAAAAUACCUGGGUAUAGCAACUACCAGGAAAUAUUAUCAAAAUAAAACCGCUUCGCCACCUGGGCCUAUUUACACGCGCCGAGAUUACGCUCAUACUGUCGACUUUUUACACGAAGAUGCCUGGCGAAUGUUAGUAAGUUGGUAUGGACUCGCCGAAGGUCAUAAACCUAUG